Messenger RNA from Eptesicus fuscus (big brown bat), 708 nucleotides. RefSeq names its product transmembrane and coiled-coil domains 2 (gene TMCO2). The transcript is spliced from 2 exons. NCBI's taxonomy places the organism in Eukaryota, Metazoa, Chordata, Mammalia, Chiroptera, Vespertilionidae. Gene Ontology annotation, cellular component: nucleus. The record is from RefSeq and is a predicted model, not a curated record. Bases 68 to 622 code for a protein of 184 amino acids.
UUCCUUAAUUCAUAUCUAGGGUCCUGGAGCCUCUGAACAUGUAGCUCCUGGAGCUGCUCUUAUUAAAAUGUCAACAUUUGCACCUUCAUCUUCUAUCUGGGACAUCAUAGAUUAUGCCUCUCUGAGCUCAGUAUGGAAUUGGCUACAAGCAACUUUUCUGGGACAGACUAGUGUGACUCAGCAAACAAAUUUGGGGCUACUAGAUAAUCUUGCUCCAGCUCUGCAAGUUGCCCUCGGGAUUUUCUUUCUUAUUUUCUUGGCAGUAGGACUAUAUGCCUUAUGGAAACGAAGUGUUCGGUCAAUUCAGAGUCUGUUGUUGUUUGUAAUCACACUCUACAAACUUUACAAGAAGGGCUCAGAUUUUUUGCAGGCUUUGCUGGUCAACCCAGAAGGGAUUACUCUCCCAAUUCAAGACAAAAAUAUCCUCCUGUCCUUGGGUCUGCAAGAGAAAAUUUUGAAACAACUUCAGAUGGUGGAAAGCAAAGUGAAGAACCUGGAGGGGAUGAUCAUUUCUCAAAAACCUGCCACGAAGAGGGAUUGCUCCUCUGAGCCCUACUGCAGCUGCUCCGACUGCCAGAGUCCCUUGCCCACGUCAGGGUUUACUUCCACAUCUGAAAUCUGAUGGACUCCAAUCUUUUCCAGAAAAGCACCAUUUCCCUUAUGUGUGCAGUGGUGUACCAAUAAAGGUAGAGAACUGUAUUGAAAUUA